Messenger RNA from Gryllus bimaculatus (two-spotted cricket), 1458 nucleotides. NCBI's taxonomy places the organism in Eukaryota, Metazoa, Arthropoda, Insecta, Orthoptera, Gryllidae. The record is from the annotation of a GenBank genome assembly.
AUGUGGAGGAGCGCGUGGGUGAUCCUAUGCGCGUGCGCGGUGCUGGCGGCGGGUGACGGGCAGCGCCCGUGCAACUGCUCGGGCCUCAUCCGCCGCAAGGCCGACUGCUCCCAGCGCGGGCGCUCCACCUUCGACAAGAGCGACCUGUGCGCGGGGCUCACCACCACGGUGGACCUGUCGCGCAACGCCUUCAGCGCCUUCCCGCCCGCCCUCGGCGCCCACGUCAUCCACGUCAACGUCUCGCACAACCGGCUGACGGCGCUGCCGCGCGCGCCGCCGCUCAACGCCAAAACGCACUCGCUCGACGUCUCCUCCAACCGCAUCGCGGCGGCCGGCGACGAGCUGCGCGACCUGUCCGCGCUGCACGUGCUCGCCGUCGGAGGCAACCGCCUCGCCUCGCUGCGGUUCCUGCCCAGCCCGUGCGCGCUGCGGCGACUCAGCGCGCCGGGCAACCUCCUGCACGAAGUGCCCGUCGACCUGGACCGCUGCAAGCAGCUGCGCGCCUUGGACCUGUCCGACAACCCCAUCGGCGUGCUGACGCAAGGCUCCUUCGUGGCGCUGGCCAACCUCGAGCACGUGCACCUGGCGCGCGCUCGCUUGCAGCAGCUGGAAACCGGCUGCUUCGACGGGCCGGAGAAGCUCAAGCACCUGGACCUGGCGCACAACAGGCUGUCCACGCUGCCCCCGGCGUUGUUCGCGCCUCUAACGAACCUCACGCGGCUCGACCUCGACAACAACACCUUAACUUCCCUUUCGAAGGACGCCUUUAUCGGGCUGUCCAACCUACAGAUACUCAGACUAGUUAAUAACCACAUAACCCAACUCGCUAGGGACGUAUUUUCGCCUCUGAAGAACCUGGAAUACCUUCGGCUUGACGGAAACCGCCUGAAGACUCUGCCGGCCGAUGUGUUUGCCGGCAUGGCUGAGCUCCGCAGCGUCGGGUUGAGCCACAAUCGCUUGGCGGCGCUUCCCGCGCGUGCGUUCGCUAACCUUCCGCGCCUGCGCUACGUGGACGUGUCCGCCAACGGCCUGACGGAGCUGCCGUCGGACAUGCUGUCGGGCGUGGAGCACCUGCACGCGCUCGACCUGCACGGCAACCACCUGCGGGCGCUGCCGCGCGGGCUGUUCGGUGGCGUGCGCUCCGUCGUCGCGCUCAACCUGUCGCACAACAGCCUGUGGAACUUGGACGGGCGCGCGCUGGAGGGGCUGGGGCGCGUGGAGCGGCUGGACGUGCAGAACAACGUGCUGCGCGCGCUGCCCGAGUACGAGCCUUCCGUGUGGCCCGGCGUGGGGCGCGCCUUCCUGGGCGGCAACCUCAUCGACGCGGUGACGGAGGCGCAGCUGCGCUCGUGGCUUGGGCAGCGGCCACCGCCGGCGCGUGCUGGCCCUGGCGCGCGGCCCCCGCCUGCGCGCGCCUCAGCCGCUCUGCGCUGGGCGCUCGAGACCCCAAGGUGCUAG